This is a messenger RNA of Eurytemora carolleeae, 1632 nucleotides long. Its product is annotated as splicing regulatory glutamine/lysine-rich protein 1. The record is from RefSeq and is a predicted model, not a curated record. NCBI's taxonomy places the organism in Eukaryota, Metazoa, Arthropoda, Copepoda, Calanoida, Temoridae. Bases 503 to 1552 code for a protein of 349 amino acids. The transcript has 5 exons.
GUAAAAAUUAUAAAAUUCGCAAACUUUAGUUUGUUUUUGUUUUGGAGAAGAUGCUAACAGCCACAAUUAAAAGCCUAGUACAUAUAAAUUCUGAAAGAACAUUAAUUUAUAUAAAUGGCAAUGUUAAACAACCUUCAAUAAUUAUGAUGUUAAGUCUUCUUCUAAUCCUAUAUCUUUUUUUGACAUCGAACCAACCUAAAUGAUAAUUUUAGGUACUUUUUACAAUGUGGAAACAAGCAAAACUUUUUGAUCCUGAACUUACUAGUUUCUUAAGUCAAGUUAGAGCUAGGAUGUUUAUGUAUAGUAUUUACCCGUCUACAGACUGGUGAUGAAAAUUAUUUCUAGGGCAGACUACGAAAGUAGCUUUUCUCUCAAUUGAUAAUCAACCAUACUAUAAAUGGAAAAGAAAAGACAAGAAGAAAGUGAAAAGGAAAGGGAAACGUCAUGGACACCAAAAAGGUCAAAUUCCCAAAAAUUAAAAAUCUAAGUUUUUCAGAACACAAUGCCCCGCAAGACAAGAGACAUCACUGCUGAAUCGAUUAUAAACAGAGAAGACAGGGGUAAGAAACGAGAGAAAGAUUAUGGAGAUAGGUACACAGAACAGAGAAGAACUCCAACAAUCAAACAUAGAAAGAAUCGCAACAGAGAAGACAGGGAUAAGAAACGAGAGAAAGAUUAUGGAGAUAGGUACACAGAACAGAGAAGAAGUCCAACAAUCAAACAUGGACAGAAUCGCAACAGAGUAGACAGGGAUAGGAAACGAGAGAAAGAUUAUGGAGAUAGGUACACAGAACAGAGAAGAAGUCCAACAAUCAAACAUGGAAAGAGGAAAGAGGAUUCAAACUAUAAGGAGGGUUUUCCAUCUUCUUCAAAAUCUGAGAGGGACAUGGACAUAAGAAGAAAAAGAGAUCCAAGGAAAGAAGAAAAGAAGGAUAACUGCUGGAGAAGUUCAACUGCUCAGGAGAACAGGAAACGACAUAGAUCUGUGUCGCCUGACGACAAAAUAAAAAUAAGAAAAGAAAACAGUCAGAAAGAUGCAGGAAAGAAUCAAAAGGGCUCAAUAUUCUGCAUAUGCAGCAAACAAACGUACGAUCAUGGCAUGGUGAAAUGUACUGAAUGCAAGAGAUAUUCGCAUGCGGAGUGCUUUACAAUGGAUGACAUGUCCAUUGAACAUAUUUGCGGCGGUUGUGCUGCUAAACCCAAAAAGAAAUGCAGAAAUAAAGAAAUUCAGAAUAUUGUGAAGCAGGAGGCACAAAACAAAGAUGAAAAAUCCAAAUUCAUCUUUAAACUGCAGGUUAGAAGGGUCCUGAAUUACAUACUUAGGGAAGAGUUCAAGCACAUUCUGCCUGGAGUUGAACCUGACGAAGAAUUCCUAAAACUCAAGUUUGGAAUAAAAAGCUCAUAUGCAAACAAAAUGCUUGUCUACCUGUUUGAGGCUGAUUUCCUUUCUGUUGAAAACGGGUUCAAAAUUAACGUUGAGAAGAUAAGGGAGUUUAUCAACAACAGCAGAAACAAUUCAGGAUUCGUUGAGCAAUUUAUUAGAUGGAGGUAAAAACUUCAUUUUCUUCCCUCUCCUUCUUUUGCCUCCCUUUACUUUUUUUCUUCCUUUUUUCUACCUUUUUCCCCAUUCCU